UUAAAAUGGUUAAAAAAAAUAUAUAUAGCGCUUCUUAGUGAAGAGCAAUUUCUCAAGCAAGCAUUUUGCUAGGACUGCCUGAGUGAGGUACCUAAUUGGAUGAGACUAAUGGGAGGGAUAUGUAACCUGAACUAGCUGUUAUUGGCAGAGAGGUUUGGAACCCACUUUGUUAUUAGUCUAUUAACUUAUACCGCCUGAUGAUGUCUCCAGGCAGGCCAAAACUCCAUCCCACCAAAGCAGGCUGAAAUUUCCAGCGGCCUUUUCAAACAGCUCUUACACUAAAAGGGCAUUAUCAUCAUUUUCACAAUUUCAGUAUUAUUCCUACGUCAUAGUGUGGAAAUAUAUAUAAAACACUCAAAAUAUCACGCCUUUGACUGCACUGUGCCUUUUAAGCCCAUCAGGAAUGCAUUUCCUGGUAGUAAACUAAGAUCAGUUGCAGUAGAACAACGCAAACAAAUGACUCAUUGUGUGUCAUGCAGCAGAUUUAUUUCUCCUAAUUAUUACAUUGUUGGAGAUUUUACAUUACUUAGUUGUCGGACAAGGUGAGAAAAUAAACCAGAUGAAAUAAGGUCACCAAGUUUGUCUAAUAUUCGAUCAAUAGGCUAGUUUCCUAGUUCUUUGGCACAGCCAGAAAGAGUAGCCAUUUUAAUUGCCAGAGGCGUUGUAAUUGCCAGAGGCUGUGAUAAACGCCAACUGGGAUAAAGCAAGCUCUGUUUUGUCAAGUGGCCAAAUGAUUACAGACAGAGGCAGGACAAGUCUCUCUCUGCAAGGCUGAGCCCAGAAGUACUUAAUGAGCGUAGAGUAUAGAAAAAUAGAAAAAUGUUUGACAGCACAGUCUCAUUCUGUACUCUUUCUUCACCAAAUCGCUCAAUUUGUUUUUAGAAACGUCUCACUUCAGUGAUGCUUAAGAGGGGAGGGGACACUUUACUUAUCACUUAAAGGAGGCUCUGACAGGGGGUGGCCAGCACCUGGGCAGAGGUCCAACAUGUAUCAGUAUUACAGCUCUGAGCCUGCUCCCCUUCCCAGGGUGCAGGGUCACACUACUACCGUCUGCAGGGGUAUCUCAUUCUCCACACAUAUCAACUGCUUGUGUGGUCCCCCCCCCCCUUCCCCCUUAGAGCUCAACUACAGUAGCACUUCUGCAGGAAUGUGAUUAUAUUGUUAAAGUAAAUAGUAUUAAAUAUACAUCUAUAAACCUUCAACAUUUUAUAUAUGUCUAUUAUACAGUACAUCAUGCAGCCUAACUGAUAUCAUGCAGAGAUAAUCCUGUGAAGCUGUAAUGUGUUGUGGUUUCUCUAGAGCAAAGUUGCUAAGUAGAUGGAAUUACUUGGAUGAGGAGGUUGAGAUAAUAACAUAAUAGGGAGGUAAGCUACAGACAUGCAGUAGGCCUGCUGCUGUUAACUAAGGGCUGAAUCCUAACUCGCUCAAGGAUUAGGCCUACAUUGUUAAAUAGUGAGCCACUUCAGUGAGCCAGGUUUUCCUGAGUAGAUCCUUUUUGUUUACAAAAGUACGCUCACUAGGCUAACUCAUUUGUCAGCUUGUGACAAUACCUCUCUGUUCUCCCAGGCUUGGAUCAGAUGCUGAAAACAGGUUAACAGAAAAACCUUAACAGACCAGGAUGCAGAGUUUGCAGCCAGACCCUAAGGCUCAGUACAGCAGCGUGUACGAGGCCCUAAGAAGGAUCGUCCGGACGGAGGGUCUCCUCAGACCCCUAAGGGGCCUCAACAUCACAAUGCUGGGGGCCGGCCCUGCCCACGCCAUCUACUUUGCCUGCUACGAACGUGUCAAGCACACACUCAGCGAGGUCAUUCAGAAUGGAGGAAACAGCCACAUAGCCAAUGGACUGGCAGGCUGUGUGGCCACUGUGCUGCAUGACGCGGUCAUGAACCCAGCUGAAGUGGUGAAACAGCGGAUGCAGAUGUACAACUCUCCCUACCGGAACCUGUUGGACUGUGUUCGGACUAUACAGCGCACUGAGGGGCUCGCAGCCUUCUACCGCAGCUACAGCACACAGCUGGCCAUGAACAUUCCCUUCCAGGCGGUCCACUUUAUGACCUAUGAGCUGAUGCAGGAGCGCCUCAACCCCCACAGACAGUACCACCCCGGCAGCCACAUACUGUCUGGGGCUGCGGCGGGGGCUGUGUCUGCAGCCAUAACCACCCCGCUAGACGUGUGUAAGACCCUGCUCAACACACAGGAGAACGUAGCGCUCAGCUCCAUGCACAUCAGUGGUCACCUCACAGGCAUGGCCAAUGCCUUCAGGACAGUGUAUCGCCUCGGUGGCAUGGCUGCCUUCUUCAAAGGGAUCCAGGCCCGGGUCAUAUACCAGAUGCCCUCCACUGCCAUCGCAUGGUCAGUCUAUGAGUUCUUUAAGUACUUCCUGACCAAGCAGCAGAUGGAGCGAGAGGCUGGGACAGCAGGCCCAGUCUGAGGAAGGGCUGUGGAGGGGGUAGACCACAAUGUGACCACACCUGUACUAGAGGCUCCUUGCUCUCCUGUGGAAUCAAUGCAAAAAGCCUCAUCAUGGAGGCGACAUCGUGUUCAUAAUUUAUAUCUGUGUGUGCUUUUGUAUAAUAAUUCAAAGGGAAGUCACUGCAAUGGAGGAAGUUUGAAAGACUUGCUGUGGUAGACCGUGGCACUCCUUACCCUUCACUUUCCUACCAAGCAAGCCCUUCUAUUUCGCAGUGUCAUUCAUUAGAGGAGUGGAGGCUGUUACAUGAACAGGAGCUGCCCAGAGAUGAUUAGUCUUUCCAGUAAUGCAGAGAAAAGGGCAUCUUCAGAUAUGGCAACAGGCCCUUUUCCCAAAUCACCUGUUCACUAAGCACACAACACUACCAACUUCGUCUAUCACUAUCUGGUGACAGUAUUUUUAUUAUUAUGUUGGGCUACAUUCAUACAGUAUGUUUAUAGAUCUGAUAUGGGAACUUUUUAUUUGUUUGACUUGCUUACCAGGGCUUGCGUUUUAUGGAUUCGGAAGAGACACAUAGCUGUUUGCUUGUUUUAUUUCCUUGUGUAUUUAUAAAGGACUGUUUGAUUGAACACAUUCCUGAGUUUUGCUGCACAGUAGACACAAUUGCGCUUUCAAAGUGCCUCUUUAUCAUUGAAGGCUGCCACUACUUCAAAGCUUUUUGUGGUUUCCAUGUCCUUAAUAGAAAUGGAUUGGAUUGAUCAUCAUUGUUAUCUCCAUUAUCAUAAUCAUAUGGUCUUUAUAUGUUACCUUUUCAUCAAUCAUAGCAAGAAACCACUGAUGUCAAAACCAAAUGUACUGAAAUAGGACCAUAUUGUUAUUUUUCCUUGGCCAGAAGGUUGGCAUCAUACAAUGUGCCUAUAGUCUGAGCUAGCCUAAACCUUUUUCUGUUCUGUGUUGGAAAUGCAGUUCUGAGAGUUACAUACAGUAGUGCAUCAUUCCCUUUUGGCUCAACCCCUAAAUGUUGUGCUGGGUAUUUUCACUUUAGAUAGGUCUUCAUUCAAACCUCUGCGCCACUCAAAGUCUGCAUUAGUUUAGUAGUUCAGUUAUUUUGACCACACAGUGAAGUAAGUCUGCCCCCUUUUCCUGAGAGGUUACUGGAAUCCCUCUCAAUAACAAAGGUGUAUAGGCCAUAACGGCCCAAAUAUUAGUCUUGUUUGAGCACAGUAGUAUGCUCUGGAAUCACACCAAUGUGAGUGUUUAGUAUAAAUUAUAUAACAUUCUAUGUUGCAGAGAAGAGGCAGCGUUUGUAUAUUUUAGUGAGUGAUUGUUUCCCAGGAGGCAUUUCAUUAUGCAGGUCCUCAGGUGAACCAAACAUUAGCACAAAACCUGUCAGAGGCUGGUGGCAUGGAUUGCCUCGUCUCUGCAUUCAGACACAUCUGUGAUGUUCAUAUUUAGCUUUUGAUAAAAAAUAUCAUGCUUGUAAUAAUGUACAUAGUUGACAUCUCUAUUAAAAUGAUUUUAUGUGAGAUGAGCAAAUUUGACAGAUUAAAAAAAAAUUAAAAAACUCAAUGUUCCAGACAGCAGAAUUUGGAAUGAGUACCACUGCAGCCCAGGGCAGUUAAUCGGGCGAGUCCUUUAAGCAUUGGGUACAGUCUGUAACAAUGGGCCCAGUACUAAUGGGUUACCAGAUCAGCUGGUUGGCACGCUCUAUUUAUUAUUUUUGUUUGGCCCAUUUUAGUCACUUCCUGUGCUCUCCCUGCUCUCUUCCCAGGCUCUUGGCUCUGAGUUUUCCACUCAGAAGGCAGACAUUCCUCCACAUAUUGCUGUAAUCCACAAAGCUGCAAGAUUUGUUUGUUUGCUUUUAAUAAAAUGUUGUUGGGUUUUUUCACCAGUGAAGUACAGAUGGUUCUAUGAGAUCUCCAAAGAUCACAGUCCCUUAGAAAUGUAGGUUUAUUCCUUGUUAAAAUCUCAAAGAUAUGCAUUGUAUUGUAUGCUUCCCAUUUGCAAACCUGUAGCGGUGAACCUACCUGUAAACUGAAGCACUCAUUCCUGUCCUCGUGCUUAUUGGCAGGCCUCUCAUUCCAAGCAUAAUCUCCUGCCAAAAAAGCUUUAGCAUCUUAUUCUUUGGACUACUUUAGUUGAGCUAGUCAUUUGGCUGUCUUGAGGCUGUUUAAAAAGUCACUGUGUGUGCCUCAGCAUUUUCAUGAAAGGUAGAGAUGAGAAUUUCUUCAAACAUUUCUAUGAAGGCUGAAGUGUUUGGUUGAAGGGGACAUUGAGUCUAAACUGGGACUAGCAGGUGAGCAGUGGUGAAACCUACGAUGUUGCAGUAUUCAUAAUGGAAAGAAGUUGGCACACUGCAUGACCAUUUAUCUCUUUAUUUCAAUUUUAAGUCAGUUUAAUGUGAGCCUUUUGUGGGUGUGUGUUUUAUAGAGUUACACAAAUGUUUUUCUAAAUAUCACAGCUAUUGUAAAUGUAAACGAAUAUGCAACACAGUAACACAUUUAGGUUGAUUUAAAGUCGAUCUUAUUGACAACAAUACUGGACAGCUGAAGGUUCAUUCAUUUGAUUACUAGUUCUGUGAAGGGGAACUCCAGACAAUUAUAUAUCAUGCAUGUUACUUACUAUACAAAUGCAAACAUGCCACUUCUGUUCUAUGCAUUUCAUUCAAUUUUUAUUAAUCUUAUGUUUUAAGAAAUGCUGGUCAUACAAUUGAUAGAAUUAAUUAUAUUAAAAAAGCACUCUCCAGAUAUUUCAACCCCUCUUCAAAUAAUACUGAUCCUAUGUAGUCUUAGAUGUUGAGCAGAACUGACCUUUUAUUUAAGAAAACUGGAGUUAGAAAUGGAUAGUUACAUGGGUUGGAUGAUAUGUUUUAAAUAAAAUAAUUAGACUAACUAAUCUGGUUCAGGGAUUCAGUCUUAUGUACUUUAACUUCUGAAUCAUUUUUGAUAAAGUAUCCACAGAACACAGGUCUUGCCUUGUUCAGACACAUUACAUUACAGCCCUAGAUAUCUAAGGGACAAAAAAAAAGUCUUAAAACCUUGCUUAUUAUCUAGCUUGUAUAACUUGACCAUGAGAUCAUUUCAAUAUAAUGUACUUUAAGUAUAGGUAUUAUGUAUGCCCCAUGAAUAAGAGUGAUUAUAUGUGUUAAUGGAGAUUUGGUGAAUUUAUAUCUUAUCCAGGGAUGUUCAUCAUGUAACAUUUUUGCUGCUUUUUGCGCACAACAAAACGACGGGGAAACUGGGAUGAUUUAUGACAAUAGAGUGCCAUCUACAGUACAAGAAUGUUAAAUGAUUGUGGUAAUGCUGCUACAGUAUAUAACACUGGAGCUCAAAUAAAAUGCAAGUGAUCAAU
Coregonus clupeaformis (lake whitefish) is the source of this 5761-nucleotide messenger RNA. RefSeq names its product solute carrier family 25 member 37 (gene slc25a37). Gene Ontology annotation, cellular component: mitochondrial membrane. The record is from RefSeq and is a predicted model, not a curated record. NCBI's taxonomy places the organism in Eukaryota, Metazoa, Chordata, Actinopteri, Salmoniformes, Salmonidae. Gene Ontology annotation, biological process: iron import into the mitochondrion. The coding region runs from base 1619 to 2431 and encodes 270 amino acids. The transcript is spliced from 4 exons. Gene Ontology annotation, molecular function: ferrous iron transmembrane transporter activity.